CACACGCGCAUGCUGCAACACCCGCCGACGUUCCCUCGCGCUUACACACUCAUCGUUACCAUCACCACUGCUGCAGGCGCUGUCCGCGGGCAUGACGCUGGCGUGUAGGAACGCGGCCUGCGGAAGCAGCAGCAGCGGCGGCGGCGGCAGCUGCCCGGCAAGUCCUGUGCAUAUGGUCCUCACAGACGCCAGCGACUGGCACUUCAUGGUCACCCAGGCGACAGCAGCAGCAGCUACGGAGCAGCCCGCCGGUGGUGCCGGUGGUGUCGCCGCCGCAGCAGCAGCAGCAGGCAGCGGCGCCUCUGGCGCUCCCUGUGGGCUUGACUUCACCCUAACGUCGGGGGAGUCACUCACUCUGUUCAACUGCUCCUCCGUGCGCGCGCCCGUGCUGGUCUCGCAGACGGUGCCUGCCGAUUUGGCCAAGGUGCGCAUGGUUGUGCAUGUGGUGCAUUGAUGCAAGCAGUGCAUGUGCAGACAGCAGGUCCUGUCUGUGUGUGUGUGUGUGUUAAAAAACGAAACGAA
This is a messenger RNA of Chlamydomonas reinhardtii, 522 nucleotides long. RefSeq lists its product as uncharacterized. NCBI's taxonomy places the organism in Eukaryota, Viridiplantae, Chlorophyta, Chlorophyceae, Chlamydomonadales, Chlamydomonadaceae. The record is from RefSeq and is a predicted model, not a curated record. Bases 92 to 454 code for a protein of 120 amino acids. The transcript has a single exon.